AUGAGCGGGAAUAUCGUUGAGCAGGCGGUGCAGGCCACCAUCAAGCCGCUGCUGGUCGGCGCGUUCUUGAGCUGUGCAGCGUGUGGCGUCGUGAUCUGCUUGGCCCACCACUACUUCACGACUUUCAAGAAUGACCGGCUCAUCUUCAAGCUCCUCGUUGCGCUGUGCACGAUGCUCGCGGUGGCGGAUGCAGCGUGCAACGCAGACUGGUCGUACAUCUGGACAGUGACCAACUACGGAAAUAUCUUCAUCUUGACGCGGAUGGUCUGGCAUCUCUCCGCGUACUGUGGGAUGAUGACCUCAGCCGUCGCAAUCGUCCAAUGCUUCUUCUGCUGGCGCGUCUGGGUCGCCAGUCAGCGGAAGAACUUUGUCUUCCCGGGCUUCAUCCUCGCUUGCACGCUGGCCAUGUGGGGCAUUGGGAUCUACUUGACGUGGUUCUUGGCGAUCAGCGAGAAGCUCGAGUCGUUCAUCGUCGUUCGUGGCUUGGUCUGCGCAUGGGCAGGAGCGACCGCGGGCAUCGACGCGCUCAUUACGGGCGGCAUGGUCUACUACCUCCUCGUCCAACCUCGCCGCGCAGCCGCAGGAAACUUCAAAAGCAACUCGCGCUUGACGGAGAUGGCCAUCUACUCGGUCAAGACCAACUUGAUUUCGGCUAUUCUGCAGAUCUGCGUACUGGCUUUGUUACUUGGUCGGAGUAACUCGAUGGACUAUUGCUACCUCGGCUUGUUGGAGGCAAAGAUAUACAUCGGUUCGCUCAUCGCGACUCUGAACGCCCGGACGCCGUCGUCAAGCCCCGAAGCGUUCGCUACCCCCGUCGACGCCCUUCCACUCGCCUUCUCGAUCCACUUCUCCUCCAGCGCCUCGAGCACAAAGCGCUCUCACCGUCGCAGCGGGAGCGAGAAACUCGCCAAACUCGCAUCGCUCAUCGGACUCGGUCGCUCAUCCUACGCGCGGAACCAGCGGUCUCGCAGCGUACAUGUCACGGUCGAGCAGGAGGUUGCGGUUGAGCAACGAGAGGAGGAACAUGAGCUCAAGUCCCUCCCGUCGCUAGGUGACGUUGACCUUGAGGCUGGCGCGCCCUCGACGCCUCCUCCCGCGAGACGGUACACGAACAGGCCGAGUUACUCGCGCGGACCGACCUCGACCAUGUUUUCGACGAUGAGCGCCGGGUCGAGCGUGGCUGACCGAUGUGCCAUCGCGCCUUUUGCGACGGAGGACGAGGUGCGGAGUGCUGUGCAGGCGGAGGAGGGGCGUGCGGAGCGAGGAAGCUGGAGCGGUGGGUCUGAGGAAGGUCGAGGAGGAGUGUGA
Messenger RNA from Rhodotorula toruloides NP11, 1308 nucleotides. RefSeq lists its product as uncharacterized. Bases 1 to 1308 code for a protein of 435 amino acids. Lineage: Eukaryota; Fungi; Basidiomycota; Microbotryomycetes; Sporidiobolales; Sporidiobolaceae. The record is from RefSeq and is a predicted model, not a curated record. The transcript has 12 exons.